This is a messenger RNA of Cylicostephanus goldi, 741 nucleotides long. Lineage: Eukaryota; Metazoa; Nematoda; Chromadorea; Rhabditida; Strongylidae. The record is from the annotation of a GenBank genome assembly.
AAAAAACAAAAGGAAUCUGAGAAGAAGGAGCAGUUAAUCAAGAAAGCUGAUGACCUGUUACUGCAAUAUUUCAAAGCUCUAGUGGAAGACUACAAGAAAUACAGCGCCAUUGGCCAUAAAAAAUUGACUUUGACUGAGUACCUUGCGCAAGUUAGAGAUUUCAGCAGAAAGUAUCCGGGGAAACUUGAAUAUUUUUGGAAUAUGCGCGACUGGAUUAAAAGGAAGUUGGCAGGACAUUAUGAGGGAGGGAAAAUUCCAGAAACGAAGCCAAGGAAACCAAACCAUGGAAAGAUGCGGGAAGAAGAUCAGAGUGAAAUUUUUGCGAUAACGAAACCAAUGCAACCAAACCCACAGGAUGAAACGAGACUAAUGAAACCAAAUCCAGCAGAGAUGGAGAAAGAAGAUCAGAGACAAUCCUUGCCACCGACAUUCUCAAGAAAAGAAAGAGACCCGAGAUUACAAGCUUUAAUGGAAAAGUUGGAAAAAAUUCGGGGCGGCCUUCUGACACAUGAGGGUCCAAUCGUAAAAAGUGCGAUAACGAAAGUGGAAAGAAACUCCAAAGAGGAAAAGGAGCAGACAACGCGAAAGGGAAAACAUAUCGGUCUUCAGGCGGAAACAGCUUAUAAAACGGGACGUGGGUGGUCAAAGAAGAAUUUUCUGACAACGAAAACUCCAAAGUUUGAAAAAUCAAAAGUAACAAAAGCUCCUCCAACGCUCAAAGGAGCUUUCCGUACAGCCUAA